Molecule: messenger RNA, 921 nt
Organism: Plectropomus leopardus (leopard coralgrouper)
Lineage: Eukaryota; Metazoa; Chordata; Actinopteri; Perciformes; Serranidae
Gene: snapc5
Product: small nuclear RNA activating complex, polypeptide 5
Biological process (GO): transcription by RNA polymerase II; transcription initiation at RNA polymerase III promoter
Cellular component (GO): nucleus
Source: RefSeq, a predicted model, not a curated record
AUCUGUAGCACAACAGCUAAGCUAUCAGUCUCAAAACAAAAGCUGUCGGGAGCACGUUGUCUUAAAUAUCACCGAUUUCAACCUGAAUAUGGAGCUGUAGCCUCAGUCUAUACACAGAGUGCUGAGGAAUGGUCUGACUUCAGCAGUACCAGUCAAGAUGCACAGCCGUCUGCAGGAGCUGAAGAAGGAAGAGGAGACUCUCCUCAAAAUUAAAGUCAUGCUACAAGACCAGCUGAACAGACUGAAGUUUGAAGAAGGGGCCUUGAAAUCCAUCAUCAGUGCUCAAACAGAAGAGGGAGCCUCUGAACACUCUUCCCCAGAGGCUGAGGUUCCCAUUAACCUUGAUGAUGAGAGUGAGAUCAAUCGAACCAAACUGUUACUGAAUGCUGCUGUCGAUUUUGAUAUGGAGGAAGAGGAGGAGGAGGAGGAGGAAGAAGAUGAUGAGGAUGAAGAUGAAGAGGAUGAUGAAGAAGAUGAAAAUGAGCUCGGGUUUGGGCCUGAGGAGGAUGAGGAGGAGGAUGAUUACUGAGAUUCUCAGUGUUUAGUGGUGCUUUGAUAUUUGCACCGCUGGAGAAGAACCACAUGUAAACGGACGUCUGUUUAUUUGUUGUUUGAUGGAGUUUAAUUUAUUUGGAUGGAGUGAGUGACAGUUCCAGUUUAAUGGUGUGUGGUGCUAACUCUCCCUUUGCCUGAUUUCAGGUAUGUCAUCCACAACACAUCAUGUUUAUGUGUCAAAUUCUGUGAGAAACGUCUCACUGAAAUGCAGUAAGACAGUGUUAUUAGGUGCUUAUAGCUUACUAGACAUAUUGUGAAUUUUGAGAAUUAGCAUUAAAAUGUAUGGCUGGGCCAUAUAAGAGGAUAGUGUGUGCAUAAUGUAAGAUGAUAAUUCUAAGCACAAAAUAAAAUGUUUUGCAUAGGGUU